Messenger RNA from Acanthosepion pharaonis, 849 nucleotides. The record is from the annotation of a GenBank genome assembly. NCBI's taxonomy places the organism in Eukaryota, Metazoa, Mollusca, Cephalopoda, Sepiida, Sepiidae.
AUGGCUGAUCCAGUCCCCAUAUCAGAAACAGCCAUCAGGCUAGAAAUGCCUGCCUUCAACGCAAAUGUGCAAACGUGGUUCCUUCAACUUGAUGCAAUAUUUCAAGCCAGGCGCAUAAAUUCUCAACAAUCAAAAUUCGCGGCAGUAGUGGAAAAACUACCAGCAGAGGUAGCAGUUGAAGUAGCAGAUAUAUUAACUUCCUUCCCAGUAGAAAAACCGUACGAAAUUCUCAAGCAAGCGAUAUUGCAUAGAUGUGGUUUUUCAGAGGAGAAAAGAAUACGUGAUCUUUUAUCUAAUGUCACGGCUGAAGAUACCAAACCAUCGCAAUUACUACGAAGAAUGCAACAAUUAUUGGGCGAUAAUGAUAUAUCAACCACGGUAUUCCGACAAAUGUGGCUGGACAAACUACCACCAGAUGUAGUACGAAUUUUAGCUGCAUUGGCGGAUGAUAUGGAUAUCCAGAAGCUUGCGACAAUUGCGGAUAAAAUAACCGACACGGCACCAAUUAAACAUAUUUCCGCAACUAACACAGGGGAUGGCCUUGUGCCAGACAUCGAUCGACAAAUACAAAAACUAUCUACAGACCUGCAAGAAAUAUCCAUACAACUACGUGAGCUACAGAAUUCUCACGCAAGCCGACGCGAUAAAUGUUAUACCAAGCGUAACAAACAAAAUUGGAGAUCAAAUUCUCGGCACAAAUACCAACGACAACGAAAUGGCUACCAAAACGAAAAAUGUUGGUACCACGAAAAAUUUGGCGCGCACGCUAACAAGUGUAGACAACCCUGUUCAUACAAGAAAUCACCAACCAUUAAACAAGAGGGAAACGAACAUCCUGGCAUUCAGUAG